Messenger RNA from Athalia rosae (coleseed sawfly), 769 nucleotides. RefSeq lists its product as uncharacterized. The record is from RefSeq and is a predicted model, not a curated record. Gene Ontology annotation, biological process: sensory perception of taste. Bases 83 to 703 code for a protein of 206 amino acids. The transcript is spliced from 5 exons. NCBI's taxonomy places the organism in Eukaryota, Metazoa, Arthropoda, Insecta, Hymenoptera, Athaliidae. Gene Ontology annotation, cellular component: dendrite; membrane; axon.
AAACGUCGAAUGGCGCUUGAUUAUCGCCAUCCUCCGUUACCUGCAGCUUGUGCAACCGUUGAUCAUCGAGCUUGUUUUAGUGAUGGUGUUGGAUGCAUUUUACAUCAGAUUUGAAAAUAUCAAUAAAAUUUUCGAGAGGAUUGGAAAAUCUGAUAAAAAUGUACGAGAAAUAUCAGUCACAACCUGUGCGAGCUCUCGCUUCUACAAUCAUCCGUCAUCGCAUAUUGUGAUGGACAAGGUCGACCGAGCAUGCAGAAUUCAUCGAAGGCUAUCAAAAUUAGCUAGAAACAUGGGCCAUGCCUUUUCUAUUUACUUUUUGGCUUUUGUGGCCCAAACGGUUAUUGUAAUCAUACAACUGGGAGCAACUUUCAUAUGGCUAUCACAUUUUGAGAAGAACAGUACUCUUAAGAUAAUUGCAUCUUGCACCACGUUUACCUUCAACAUUUUUCAACUUUGGCAGAACAUUUGGUCAUGUUCGAGUGUCAGUAAGGAGGCGAACAAAAUAGGCUCCCUACUCUUCCUAGUGCCGAUUAACGAUCCUGCGGUACAUCAUCAGUUGCAAGAACUAUCCAUAUACUUUAUGCAAGAAAGUGUGGGAUUCAGUGCCGGUGGAACUUGCUCGAUCGAUCGGAGUUUGGCAAGUGCGGCAUUUUGCUCUAUCGUAAAAUACCUCAUCAUCUUACUCCAAAUGAAGAGUGAUUAAUGCCGUUGGGAACAAAAAUAUUUAAAAAAGGAAAUGGAUUACGAUUUUGCACAUGGGUAUAGUUUG